GUUGACGGGCGCGGGGCGACGACGACAAAGACGAAGUGAACAGGGAUAGUGGCUCGGUUGGAUGGCCAGUGAUGUGCAGCAACUCAAUUGUGCUUUGAAAGGCGAGAAUUCCGAGUGGAUCAACGCUAUCCAGUAAAUCGCCAUGGAGCAUGGUGAUAAAAAUAUUUCGUCGUAUUCAUCAAAAGCUGGACUCGAAAUGAAGGACAAUAAAACCGGAGGUCUGGCUCCACCUGGAAGUCUACCCGCGACGGGAAGUGUAGUUGGAGGAGGUGGUGGAGUGAAAAAAUACGCAAACGGAGAGAGAGGUCUAGGGGGUGCACCCUUGGCCGGCUCCGGUUCUACGAACCCACGGGACGCUUCUGGGGGAAACACGUCCCCCACCCACGUCAAGAGGGAACGCAGACAAAGUUCGUCGCGAUUCAACCUUACCACCAAUAGAGAGCUCGUGGAUCUACCCAUAAUCAAAGAUGCCCCGCCCGAGGAACGUGAGAGUCUUCUCAUCAAAAAGAUGCAGCAGUGUUGCGUUAUCUUCGACUUCGUAUCGGAUCCGUUAUCAGAUAUUAAAUGGAAAGAAGUAAAACGAGCCGCCCUCCACGAGAUGCUCGAGUAUUUGAGCUCUCAACGGGGCGCCAUAACCGAACCUGUAUACGGUGAAAUCACGCGCAUGUUUGCAACAAACGUGUUCCGCACCCUACCCCCUUCGAGCAAUCCGAAUGGCGCGGAGUUUGACCCAGAAGAGGAUGAACCAACUCUAGAAGCAGCCUGGCCGCAUCUUCAGCUCGUAUACGAACUCUUUCUGAGGUUUCUUGAAUCAGCAAAUUUCCAACCUAAUAUCGCCAAGAAAUAUAUUGACCACCGAUUCGUCUUGCAACUACUGGAGCUGUUCGACAGCGAGGACCCACGUGAACGAGAUUUCCUCAAAACGACCCUGCAUCGUAUCUACGGAAAAUUCCUCUCAUUGCGAGGCUACAUCCGCAAACAGAUCAACAACAUUUUCUACCGUUUCAUCUACGAAACGGAGCGGCAUAACGGCGUCGCCGAGUUGCUCGAGAUCUUGGGCUCUAUCAUCAACGGCUUCGCUCUUCCUUUGAAGGAAGAACAUAAGGUAUUCCUCCUGAAGGUGUUGAUGCCUCUGCACAAGGUCAAAUCGCUCUCGGUUUACCAUCCGCAACUCGCGUAUUGCGUCGUGCAGUUCCUUGAAAAGGACCCUUCCCUCACCAAGCCAGUCAUCUUGUCGCUGCUCAAAUUCUGGCCCAAGGUGCAUAGUCCAAAGGAAGUCAUGUUUCUCAACGAACUUGAGGAAAUCCUUGACGUCAUCGAGCCCGCUGAAUUCCAGAAGAUUCAGGUGCCUCUGUUUAAGCAGUUGGCGCGUUGCGUUAGCUCCCCGCACUUCCAGGUGGCUGAACGUGCACUCUACUACUGCAACAAUGAGUACAUCAUGUCUCUCAUUUCUGAUAAUGUGCAAGAAAUUCUGCCGAUUAUGUUCCCUGCACUGUACAAGAACCGGGAGAGUCACUGGAACAAGACGAUUUACGGACUCAUCUACGGAGCCAUGCGCCAGUUCAUGGAGAUCAACCAGACUCUAUUUAACGAAUGCGUGAAAAAGUUUGAGGAGGAGAGCGGCCUGGACGAAACGAAGGAAAAACAGCGUCAAGAAUUCUGGCAAAGAGUCCAGCAGAUGGCGAUUCAGAACCCGCAGUUUGACGCCCUGGCGCCAGAGCUCGACAUGCAAGCCCAGUUGCUGACCACCGAGCCUGGAACACCGUUGCACGACCUCCUCGCCGCCAAGCUCCAGGCUCGUUUUCUGGGGCGCACAGCCGCCUCCGACUCCCCCUCUUAACGAAGACAGACUCUGUGUUAAGUUCGAAAGUCACGA
Molecule: messenger RNA, 1876 nt
Organism: Galendromus occidentalis (western predatory mite)
Lineage: Eukaryota; Metazoa; Arthropoda; Arachnida; Mesostigmata; Phytoseiidae
Product: serine/threonine-protein phosphatase 2A 56 kDa regulatory subunit gamma isoform
Exons: 11
Coding region: 143-1840 (565 amino acids)
Biological process (GO): protein dephosphorylation; signal transduction
Cellular component (GO): cytosol; protein phosphatase type 2A complex; nucleus
Molecular function (GO): protein phosphatase activator activity
Source: RefSeq, a predicted model, not a curated record